AGAUUUGGGUGUAUAAAUACAGGGCAGAGGCAGAGGAGAAGGCAGCUCAGAUUCAACUGGCUCCUCAAACCGAGCAGUAACGCGCUGACUCUACAGCUAUGGCACCCACUGUUUUUGGACAAGCAAGCUUUUCUAAGGAACACCUGACUCCUGCUCAUAAGCUGAGAAAGCCAAUGGUGGAGAAACUGCGCAGAGACCGCAUCAACACCAGCAUUGAGCAGCUGAAAGCCCUGCUGGGUCCUGAGUUCCUCAGGCAGCAGCCCGACUCCAAGCAAGAGAAGGCGGACAUCUUGGAGAUGGCCGUGUCCUAUCUGAGAGGCUGGCAGCAGCAGAAGCAGAAGCAGCAGCAGCAGGCCAGCGUGGCCUCUGGCCUGAUGACAGACAGUGACGGCUACUCCCGCUGCGUGCAGGAGGCUGUCAGCUUCCUGUCCCACUGCGAGGUCCAGACUCAGGCCCACAGACGGCUGCUCAGCCACUUCCAGGACCUGCGGGCAUCCAGCAGGACCAGCCACAGUCCCUGCACCCUCUCCCCUCCUGGCUCUCCGCUCCAUCAAGUCAGCUCCAGCAAGGGUGUGAGCCAGGCCAGCUGUGCUCUGUGGAGGCCCUGGUAGGAUGGAGGCAAUGUCACCUCCACACAGAGAGAAAGAGAACUACGUCUGUGAAUGUCAUGGACAGAAAGUUGAAGACUCACUGAAGUCUGUUUCCUUUUGCUUUGGCAGGAGAUUCAAUAUUGUUGGGUGUUUUACUAGUGUGGCGAAAUGGGCACAACGUGCCAGUAUUCCUUUGGAAGGACUAAAAUGAUUCAGGUUUUACUGAAUAUGUACACCAUGUGUAUACAUGUUAUACAGUUUAUAAUUUAGAGUGUUUACUCUGUGAUUGUGUUAAUUGUUCCUCUGGGGAAAAACAACUCCUGAUUUUUUGUUCAUUUUGCAAACAUCACUGAAUUAUCAGUGUUGUAACACCCACAUUGGGUUGAAAUUAUUGAAGUGUCCGAGACACUAUUUGAUUUAUGUGUUUAAACUACUGUCUAUCUUUGAUACUGAGUAUCACUGACUGAUGCAUUACAUGCGCUUGCUGUUGAUGAAUCAACAACAUCCCAUACAUGGAUCCCAUGGAUCCACUUUUACUGUAAAUCGUAUUAUGAUUAUACUUAUGACUCCAUGUAACCAUUAUUUGGCCUAUGUGUGAAGGAGUGUUACUGUUGGACUUGUACCUGUUAACUGUUCAGUUGUGAUGUUCAUAAUAGAUGUUUUUUUCAUCUUCAAAUGAUUACCUUUUAUAAAGGCAUUUUCAAUAUUUACUAAAAGAAUCUGUUGAAUUGCUUCCUUGAGAAGUUUGCCGUUGAAUUUUUAAAAAAUAAAUGGAAAACUUCACAUGAAGUUUUGCAAACAUAAA
This is a messenger RNA of Siniperca chuatsi (mandarin fish), 1395 nucleotides long. RefSeq names its product transcription factor HES-5-like. Gene Ontology annotation, biological process: regulation of transcription by RNA polymerase II; regulation of neurogenesis; anterior/posterior pattern specification. The record is from RefSeq and is a predicted model, not a curated record. Gene Ontology annotation, molecular function: protein dimerization activity; RNA polymerase II cis-regulatory region sequence-specific DNA binding; DNA-binding transcription factor activity, RNA polymerase II-specific. The transcript is spliced from 2 exons. Gene Ontology annotation, cellular component: nucleus. NCBI's taxonomy places the organism in Eukaryota, Metazoa, Chordata, Actinopteri, Centrarchiformes, Sinipercidae. Bases 99 to 611 code for a protein of 170 amino acids.